CCUCCCAGAAACCCAAACUCUGGCCCCGUGAUGCUCGCCCACACGCGCCUCCCGCCUCCGCCUCCGCAUCCCGCCCAAAUCCUGCCCGCCCGCCUCGCCGGAGGCGGCGGUAUGGAGUUCCGCCGCAAGCUCCACUUCCUCUCGGCCGAGCUCCAUCUCGACCCGUUCCCGCUCCUCGCCCUUCAUCCUGAGCUCCGCUCCGCGCCGCUCGCGCUUCUCCAUGCCUCCCUCCGCCUCCUCCUCUCACACGGACUCUCCGCCGGCGACGCCUCCCGCGUCUUCUCGGCAUUCCCGUCGCUCCUCACCUCUCCUCCUGAGGAGUCCCUCCGCUUCCUCUCCGCCGCCGCGCCGCUACCCCCUCCUCUCCUCCGCGCCGCGGUGGUCCGUUCCCCUCGCCUCCUCGCCGCGUCCAUCCCGGACACCCUCCGCCCCGCGCUUUACUUCCUUCGCCACCGCGUUUCCCUGCGACGGAGACCCCUUCCGCUCGCUGCUGCCCUGCUCCUCGCUUUCUCCGUCGACCGCACACUCCUCCCCAAGCUCCUCUUCCUUGGCAAAGCCACGGGGCUCCCAGACCGCGCCAUCUGCACCAUUAUUCGCCGCGCCCCCGCCAUUCUCUCCUAUGGUAUCGAGACCAACCUCACGCCCAAGCUCAAGUUCCUCGCCGACGGCAUGAGCAUGGACCCAGCCGCGGAGCUCACCGAGUUCCCACACUACUUCGCGUUCAGCUUGGAGGGGAGGAUCAUGCCGAGGCACGAAGCAUUGAGGCUGAGGGGCGUUGAUAUGUCACUAAAGGAAAUGCUCAAGAGCAGCGAUGAUGAGUUCAAGGAGCGGAUCUUAGAUGCAACGCUGUCGGGCAAUAUGCAGAGGAUGUGAACCUGCACUCAGAAGGAGGGAGAUGGGACUACUCUUUUGAAAAUUCCUGGGAGGCGAGAUAAGUUGCAGGUGCCGAUGAUACCAGUACAGGUGACGCAACCGAGCUCAAGUGGGAGCUCGAUGAAGAUCUUUUCGUUGCUAUGUUUCUUUUCUGAAUGAUCAGUAGUGGAGCCCCGUUGGGAUGAUCGUGGAUCUAGCAUUUGUGGUUGUCUUUCUUUAUUUUGGUUCUGUAGUCGGACCUUCGAUUGUAAUUUGGAUGAUGUAUGGAUUAUUUAUGUACGGUGUGGUGAUUGUAA
Molecule: messenger RNA, 1169 nt
Organism: Triticum dicoccoides
Lineage: Eukaryota; Viridiplantae; Streptophyta; Magnoliopsida; Poales; Poaceae
Product: transcription termination factor MTEF1, chloroplastic-like
Exons: 3
Coding region: 31-873 (280 amino acids)
Biological process (GO): regulation of DNA-templated transcription
Molecular function (GO): double-stranded DNA binding
Source: RefSeq, a predicted model, not a curated record